GGAUAUCAAAACCAAGAGUACUUGCUUUAAGAUACAAUAUCUCUUUGUCAGUGUUCCAAAUAGAGAGUACAACAAUGAGAGCUUGUUAUCUCCCAUUUCUGCUUCUACUUGGAGUACUCUUAUCAUGUAAUGCAACAAAACUUGGAUUUAGUUUUGAUUUGCGUGAUUCUAAAGUCAGAUGCAUAGAGGAAGAACAGCAAGCAUUGCUCCAAUUCAAACAACACCUUGUAGAUCAUUUUCAUUGGCUGUCGUCUUGGGCCAGUGAUGAAGAUUGUUGCAAGUGGGAAGGAAUUAAAUGCAACGACAGAACAGGUCAUGUUGUUAUGCUUGAUCUUCGAGCAGAUUGGUGGUAUGGUGAACCUGCAACAAAAUUUCUAGAAGGUGAGAUAAGCUCUUCAUUACUUGGAUUGCAAUAUUUGACUUACCUGGACUUAAGUUACAAUAACUUUUCUGGGAAACCCUUCCCCAAUUUUAUUGGCUCACUUGUUAUGUUACAAUAUCUCAAUCUUUCAACAACCUAUAUAGCCGGAGCCAUUCCACAACAAUUAGGAAAUCUCUCGAAAUUGAUUUCUCUUGAUCUCAGCCAGAACUAUGAUUUGACAGAGGCACAUAAUCUUGAUUGGUUAAUUCAUCUUUCAUCUUUAACUUAUUUGGAUCUGAGUUGGGUCAACCUCAGCCAAGUAGUCAAUUGGCCCAAUAAGGUUAUGAUGCUCCAUUCUUUGAUACACUUGAGUCUACGGGGUUGCAGUCACUCCACAUUAACGACUCCUCAAUUGCUUUCCAUCAAUGCUAGUACCUCAUCACAACUUCUAUUUUUAGAUCUUUCUUAUAAUUAUGAUCUAAAGGAGGUACAUAAUCUUGAUUGGUUAAUUCAUCUUUCAUCUUUAACAUAUUUGGAUAUGAGUCGGGUCAACCUCAGCCAAGUAGUCAAUUGGCCUAACAAAGUUAUGGUGCUCCCUUCUUUGAUACACUUGCGUCUAAGGGGUUGCAGUCUCUCAACAACGACUCCUCAGUUGCUUUCCAUCAAUGCUAGUUCCUCAUCACAACUUCUAUUUCUAGAUCUCUCUAACAAUUAUUUCACCUGCUCAAUAUUUCACUGGUUGUUCAACUCCACUACAAGCCUUGUUGAUCUUCGCCUUGGUUAUAUUAAUGGGUUACAAUGCUCCAUUCCGGAUGCUUUUGGUAGCUUAAAUUCACUUCAAACACUAAAUCUUAUUGGAAAUCAACUUGUCAGUGGCAUUCCAAGAUCUUUUUGGAAUUUAUGUUCCUUAGAUUCAUUGUAUCUUUCUAAUAACCGUCUUAGUGGAAACCUUUACGAAUUUAUGAGUAAUGCGUCAGGUUGUUUGGUGGGCUCUUUGCGAGAAUUUGAAAUAUGGAACAAUAGAUUCACGGGGCCGUUGCCUGAGAGUAUUGGAAACUUAUCCAAUCUUGAGACCCUGGAUGUUUCUAACAAUUCCCUCACUGGGGUGAUCUAUGAAGCCCAUAUUUCAAAUCUCAUCAAGCUGAAAGUGUUAUCUUUGGGGUUAAACUCUUUGAUUUUGAGAUUCGGCUACAAUUGGGUUCCACCAUUCCAACUGGAUGUUAUUUAUUUGAGCUCUUGCAGACUAGGAUCAGCUUUCCCAAAGUGGCUUCAAAGUCAAAAGAAUUAUACGGUACUUGAUAUUUCUGAUGCUGGAAUUUCUAACAUUAUCCCUGCUUGGUUUCAGGACUUCCCUCCCAAGUUAUUUUCUUUAAUUAUGAGUAACAAUCAAUUGCAUGGGAACUUGCCAAACUUUUCAUCAUCCAAACUUGAUGAGUUGGCUUUUAUAGAUUUAAGCACCAACCUUUUUGAUGGUUCAAUACCACAUUUUCCAUCAAAUGUGUCAUCACUAGACCUAUCGAAUAAUAGGUUUUCUGGGCCCAUUUCCUUCCUAUUUGAACUCAAUACUCUAAUGUUAUUGGAGUAUUUAAACCUCUCAAACAAUACACUGUCUGGAGAGCUUCCAGAUUGUUGGACGUAUAUUCGUGACUUGGUUGUUCUUAAUUUGGCCAACAACAAUUUUUAUGGAAAAAUACCAAACUCAAUGGGCUCCCUAGUCUCGAUUCAACUUUUGCAUUUAAGCAACAAUGGACUUGUGGGAAAGAUUCCGACAUCCCUUAAAAAAUGUAGCGAGUUAAUAACCAUUUACUUGGAAGCAAAUAACUUGUCCGGAACGAUACCUCCAUGGAUUGGUGAUAGUUUGCCAAAUUUGGUUAUUCUUAAUCUGCGAUCUAAUCAGUUUUAUGGAAGUUUGCCUUUAAGCUUAUGUCAUCUAUCACACAUUCAAAUCUUGGACCUUUCUUUGAACAAGAUCGAGGGAACUAUUCCAGAAUGUAUCUACAAUUUGACUGCAAUGUUUCAUACAAUGGAUACAGUUUCAAGUGCCAUUUACACAAAUAAUCCCGGGGUGUCUUAUGAAGACUAUGCAUCCUUGCUAUGGAAAGGAAGAGAGUUUGUGUUCAAAAAUUCCUUGGGACUUGUGAAGAUGAUUGAUCUUUCAAAUAACAAAUUACAUGGAGAGAUUCCAGAAGGAAUUACUAAUCUUACAGAAUUAAUCGCCUUGAAUUUAUCGAGAAACAAUUUAUCUGGAUUAAUCACUCAGAAGAUCGGUUUGUUGAAAAAUUUGCAAAUUCUUGAUUUAUCUAGAAACCAACUUUAUGGUGAAAUCCCAAUGAGUAUUUCCAACUUAAGUUUUCUCAGUCACUUGGACUUGUCCGCCAACAACUUAUCAGGCAAAAUCCCAACUGGAACUCAAAUACAAAGCCUCGAUGCUUCUAUAUUUUUGGGAAAUCCUAAACUAUGUGGCUCUCCACUUCCAAACAAGUGUAUAGACGAUCUUCAUCCAAGUUACAUUAACACUCAGGGCGAUAAGAAUCAGAAUGUUCAGGAAAAUGAUGAUGAUGGAUUUAUAACGAAAGGAUUUUAUGUUGCUGCAACUGUUGGAUUCAUUGGAGGAUUUUGGGGGGUGUGUUUCAUGAUAGUGCUAAACAUACGGUAUAUAAUGAAACGUCUCAUUUCCAAUGUUCAAAUGAUGCUACAGGUGGUAGCAGCUCUAUGUAUGCUCACUUUAUAAAGUUAAAUUAUAAGUGAUCCAGCUAGCAGGAGAAAACUACAUCAUUUCAAUAAGCUAGUCAUGAUACUAUAUAUAGUACAUGAUCAAGAUCAUUUUGUUUUUAUUUUUUUAGUGGAUUAGCUCUACUUGUUUUUUGUUCAGUAUAUUGUACCGAUCAAAAGACAAUUAUUGUAUCUUAGACUAAUUAUUUCGAAGUAUUUUUCAAUGGAUGUAAUUUUA
Molecule: messenger RNA, 3311 nt
Organism: Carya illinoinensis
Lineage: Eukaryota; Viridiplantae; Streptophyta; Magnoliopsida; Fagales; Juglandaceae
Product: receptor-like protein EIX1
Exons: 2
Coding region: 75-3092 (1005 amino acids)
Molecular function (GO): protein binding
Source: RefSeq, a predicted model, not a curated record